UCUUGUAAGCGCAUCCAACAGAUCAUUCUUGUAAGCGCAUCGAUACUUAGGUUAGAGAAGAAGAAAACAACAGUUCCUAUCUAUCUAAACGAAUCAGUUUGCUCCCUUGGUGACAGAGAAAAAGAAGAGCAGCCCUAAACAGCGGACACGGCAAGAGAGAGAUUCGUUUACAGAUGCCUGCCGCCAGACAUGACAUGAAGAGUGAGAGUUUGUUACCGCGGGCUUGGGCUUUGCGACGCCGCCGGCCCCGCUGCAUGGCCAUGGCCAUGGCCAUGAUGAGCCGCUUCAUCGCCAGCGCCCACAUGUCUGCUGCACGGCGGCGAUACCCGGAUGAGGACGAGAAACCGACUCUGUUUCACCCCUCUCUCUCUGUCCGCUCCGGCUCCGGUGUCUACCUAUCUGAACCGGAUCAGGAGUUUAUAUCGCGGAAAGUUCCGGUUCCGUGGACGAGAGCACCGCCCGCCCCUGAAAAGCACGAGGUGCUCCGUGCUCCUGGUGGUGUCCUGCACAGCUGCGCCGUUCCGUCUCCUCCCUCCCUCCUCGAGGCCGACGACGAACCUGCGUCGCGCUUCACGGAACCGGGACAGAGGGGGCGCGCCAUGGGGGCGCUGGCGAUGGAGCGGCUCAUCAUGGCCAUGCGGCGGGUACGGCGGCGGCGCCAGCAAAUCCAGGCCCGUGAUGGAUCCGCUCCCAUGUCGGCGAAGAGAGGAUGUUCGUCCCGGCAACAAGAUGAAGAUUCACAAGGUGGGAAACGGAUGAAAUACUCGGGGCCAGAUCUUCCUGAGGACAUUUGGUGUCAUAUACGCUCCCUGCUGUCAAUGCAAGACGCUGCCCGUGCCGCCUGUGUUUCUCGCUCCUUCCUACACUCCUGGAGGUGCCGUCCCAACCUCACCUUCACCAACGAAACGAUGUGCCCGAAAGAAGAUUUAAAAGCACCGGGAUCGAACGCUACUAUAAUAGACUACAACAACAAAAUCGACCGUGUUCUGAGGAACCGCCCGGGCGAUGCCGCCGUGACGAAACUGAAGCUUGACUACCAUGUUCCUCCUCUUGUUGGUAAACCAUAUCGUCGUCUCGAUAGAUGGCUCCAGAUUGCUGUUACGCCGAGGACCGAAGAACUCGAGCUUCUAGUAUGGUCGAAAGAGGCGAGCUUUGAUUUCCCAUGCACACUACUAUCUGACAGGUGUGGGGGCUCGAUUCAGAAGCUUUUCCUUUUCAGAUGCGCCUUGCGUCCCACAUUUCAACUUGGUUUGAGAAGCCUGAAAACGCUGUAUCUGCGCGAUGUGCGUAUCACGGGGGAGGAGUUAGGAUGCCUUCUGUCCAGUUCCACUGCUUUGGAACACCUGAAGCUUGUAUAUUGUGAUGAUAUAGUUCGCCUGGAGAUACCUUGCCUGCUGCAGCGGCUCAGCUUCCUGGAGGUGUCUGGAUGCACGAAUCUUCAAGUGAUAGAGAACAAAGCUCCAAAACUCUCCAGAUUUUGGUUAGAAGCAGGUGAACAAGUACAAGUCUCAGUUGGAGAGUCGAAAGUGAAGGACGUGCAGUUGAGGCAGGAUUAUGCCAUCAAUUAUGCUAUUGAGAACCUUCCUUCACGUGUGCCGAAUCUUGAGACACUUAACAUACAAUCUUCUCAUGAGAUAGUCAAUUCCUCGCUGGCAUCUAGCAAGUUCCUCCACCUCAAGUUCUUGAGUAUUGUUCUUAUUAGUGGAUCAUAUUUUCACCAGGACUACGAUUUUUUGUCGUUGGUUCAUUUUUUUGAUGCUUCUCCUUCCCUCGAGACGUUUCGCUUGUAUGUAAUCGAGCAUCCCAUGGAUGACUGGUUUGAGGGAGAUCCCUCGUCUCUGAGGCGAAUGCCACAACACUGCCAUGGGAGCCUCAAGAGUGUGAAGAUCAUUGGUUUCUUCCCCCAAAAGAGCAUGAUUGAGCUAACAUGUCAUCUUCUCGAGAAUGCAACGUCACUUGAGUCCCUUACAGUGGAUGCUAGUCCAGCUAAUUACAGGUGUUCUGGCAGUAAACCGGGCAGAAAAUGCAGUCCCCUGACAAGUACAGCUAUAGUGAAGGCACAUAAAUCAGUCUUGGCUGUGAAAAAAUACAUUGAGGGGAAUGUUCCCUCUACAGUCAAGUUAAAUGUUCCGGAGCCUUGCGGACGAUGCCAUCGUUUGAAAGAAUCAGGUGUCAAACCAUUCUAUCUGAUGUUUAAUGAUUAGAUGUUUUAGUUGCCAUGUUACUUUCAAGAGCUGUCCGACGUCUAGGGGUCUGUGAUAUUACAUUCUUGUAAACUUUGUUUACCUGACUGUCCGAUGUACUUAAUAUUGCUGUAUCAGGUGCCAUUAAA
This is a messenger RNA of Triticum urartu, 2332 nucleotides long. RefSeq lists its product as uncharacterized. Gene Ontology annotation, molecular function: protein binding. Lineage: Eukaryota; Viridiplantae; Streptophyta; Magnoliopsida; Poales; Poaceae. The record is from RefSeq and is a predicted model, not a curated record.